Messenger RNA from Knipowitschia caucasica, 438 nucleotides. Lineage: Eukaryota; Metazoa; Chordata; Actinopteri; Gobiiformes; Gobiidae. The record is from the annotation of a GenBank genome assembly.
AUGCGUGCUGACUCUCCAGGACAUUCAGCUAAAUACGGUAGUUACACCAUGAUGAAUCUGCAAAGUAACAGCGUCAUUGACAUCCAACUUAUCCAGAGCAGUGAAGUUGGGAACAGUGUAAGGAUGGAGAAGGAAGGAUUUAUACGCAGUCUGACCAUGCUGGAAGAGAAGGGUGUGAAAGUACAGGCAAUUGUGACGGACAGACACACAGGAGUGCAGAAGUACCUAAGGGAGGAAAAAAAAGACAUCACUCACUAUUUUGACCCUUGGCACAUGGGAAAGGGAAUGGGGAAGAAAAUAGAUGGACUGGCAAAGAAAAAGAUCACUCAGGAUGUGGGCCAAUGGAGGAAGAGCGUGGUGAAUCACCUCUACUGCCACUGGUUGGGGAAAGAGCAAGGGAGUGGCUCAAGCCAAGCACAGCAGCAUGCGAAAGACUAA